Messenger RNA from Humulus lupulus (European hop), 1646 nucleotides. RefSeq names its product S-adenosyl-L-methionine-dependent uroporphyrinogen III methyltransferase, chloroplastic. Lineage: Eukaryota; Viridiplantae; Streptophyta; Magnoliopsida; Rosales; Cannabaceae. The transcript has 5 exons. The record is from RefSeq and is a predicted model, not a curated record. Gene Ontology annotation, biological process: siroheme biosynthetic process. Gene Ontology annotation, molecular function: uroporphyrin-III C-methyltransferase activity. Bases 58 to 1206 code for a protein of 382 amino acids.
UAUAUAGCAUUUACCGACCCCCCGAAAACACAAUACUAUUGCCUUUCUUUCUCAUCUAUGGCUCUCGUGAACAGGCUUCAAUCUCUCUCAUCCUCUCUGUCUUCUACCCAUUUCAGAAGCCGCAGACCCUCAAACCCACAACCCAUUUGCUCUCUACACUUCAAUUCCUCUUCUUCCUCCCCAUUUACAGAGAAGCACUCCGUUCAGAGGUACCAACGAGAUCAAUGGGUCUACAAUCACCAACUGCAGGACGACCAAGCUACUUCGUCGCCUUCGUCUUCGUCUUCAUCCUCGUGCUGCUCAGUCAUGCCUGAUUUCGAUUCGUCGGUGGGAGAAAACGACAUCGCUUUGCAGCUACCGGAGCUGAAGAAGCUGCUUCUGGUGCUUAAAGAGAAGAGGAAAAGUGAAAGAGGCGGUGGUAGUGGCGACUUUGGGCCCGGGAAUGUGCUCUUGGUGGGCACUGGGCCUGGAGACCCUGACCUCUUGACUUUGAAGGCUGUCAAAGCCAUUCAGAACGCUGAUUUGUUGUUGUAUGACCGAUUAGUGUCUAACGAUGUUUUGGAUUUGGUUGGUGCUAAUGCUAAACUUCUCUAUGUUGGAAAGACUGCUGGCUACCAUAGCCGGACACAGGAGGAGAUACAUGAAUUGCUAUUGAGUUUUGCUGAAGCAGGGGCAACUGUUGUUAGACUUAAAGGAGGGGAUCCUCUGGUGUUUGGGAGGGGUGGAGAGGAAAUGGAUUUUCUGCAACAACAAGGGAUUCAAGUGAAAGUAAUUCCAGGUAUCACUGCUGCGUCAGGAAUAGCAGCAGAGCUCGGAAUUCCAUUGACUCACCGUGGUGUUGCAACUAGUGUUAGAUUUCUCACAGGGCACUCAAGAAAGGGAGGAACGGAUCCUCUCUUCGUAGCGGAGAAUGCAGCUGACCCUGAUACAACCUUGGUGGUAUAUAUGGGAUUGUCAACUCUCCCGUCCCUUGCCCUAAAGUUGAUGCAACAUGGUCUGCCGUCAACGACACCAGCUGUUGCAGUUGAACGAGGGACCACGCCUCAGCAGCGCAUGGUUUUUGCAGAGUUAAAGGAUCUGGCCAAUGAGAUUUCGUCGGUAAAGUUGGUAUCUCCUACACUGAUCGUCAUUGGGAGAGUGGUUGCACUUUCCUCAUAUUGGCCACAUUCUGUAGAAGAAGCAUCCUCCUUGGCGGAGGCGAAAUAAUUUUUUUAAUGAAUUUGAGGAGAUAUCCUAAAAUCUCUCGCCAGAAGCUGGGUUUACAGAUAUUCAACCCUGAACAUUCUUGUCCCAGAUGGAUUUCGUUUCCUCACAGCGAAGGAAUCUAGAUGUUCAAUGAGCUCUGCUGCGAAGAGAGACGACGAAUUUGUUUGGAUGCUAAUGGAAUAAAAUUUCGGGGUAAAUUGUAUGUAGACUGAUUUUGGAGUUAGUCUGAGACCGGGCCUUGACAGUACCACAUAAAUUUCAGGAAGAAUGUACUUCAGAAUGAAGUAUUCAGUUCAUUGCUGACAUGCCAACGAAGUGCAGACAUUUUUUUUAUGUAAUUCAUUAUUUUUUAGAACCAUUUUAAAGAUUACAUUGAUAUCAUAUGCCUACUUAAUAAAAUUGCACAUCUAGAUGCACUCAGUCCAAUAUUUGAAUCCUUA